Messenger RNA from Glossina fuscipes, 1001 nucleotides. RefSeq lists its product as uncharacterized. Lineage: Eukaryota; Metazoa; Arthropoda; Insecta; Diptera; Glossinidae. The record is from RefSeq and is a predicted model, not a curated record. The annotation marks the transcript as partial. The transcript has a single exon.
CUCACGAAAUGCAAUUUGACCAAACAGCGCCUACUCAAUGCCGCUGCAGCUGCUACUGCCACCAAUUGUCAUCAAUGGCAACAAAAUCUCGAUAGCCUCACCCGUCGUUGUAAUGAGGAAGAAAAGAACAGAUUUGAUAAUAGUGACAGUAGUGCUGAUAACGAUGAUGGUAACAAUUGUUUCGGCGAUUGUAAAAAGGGCGGCGUCUUGGGUGGUGGCUACUUGCUUGGUCUAAUCGCAUUCGCACGUAAAUUAGCACGUUGCAUACUAACCGUAUCAAUACUAUGCUGCAUUGUCUUUUUAACAUUUUAUUUUUGCUCCAUGUCCCGAGAACAGGUAUAUUCACCGAAUGCAUUGGUAACCACCCAGUCAGCAACAGAAUUCGGAUAUUAUGCGGUAACGCCAUACAAUUGGGACACAACUUAAAUGACUUAAUCCAAGCAAAUCUAAACCAGACACAACAACCAAUGAAAACGCUAGUAAAACCCCAAGAGCAACAAAUUGAAAGGAAAUAUAAAACACUUUUUAAAAUAAGGCUCACUUCAUAUGCAUGUGUAUGUGAAUGUUCUUGAAAAAAAAACAAAAACAAUUAUAGUUUUCUUCAACAUUCUUUUCUUUUUUUUUUUUUUUGCGCCUUAUCCUUUCCCAUUCACUAGCUCUAUGCGUCAAUACGGUACAUUUCCAAAUGUAAGCAAUAUCAUCAUCACAUAUAUUAGUCACUGUUUGAGUUCAUGUUAAAAUUUUGUUGAAGCAAAAAAAAAAAAUAAACAUAUAUACAUAUACAUAUAUAUAUAUACAUAAAUAUAUAUGUAUAUACAUAUACAUCAUUUAAUAAAUUUUAUUUGAGACAUGGUCAUCCAAAGUAAUUUGUCAGUUUUGAUAGUGCCUAAAGCAGGUGAAAAUAAUAAUAAUAAUAAUAAUAUUUUUGACAGAAUAUGAUAAACGCGCAUAAUUUAAGUUUAGUAAAUUUAUUUAUAAAACAUCUUGAAAAACAAAAAAGG